This is a messenger RNA of Eremothecium cymbalariae DBVPG#7215, 609 nucleotides long. RefSeq names its product mitochondrial 54S ribosomal protein mL58 (gene MRPL20). The record is from RefSeq and is a predicted model, not a curated record. The transcript has a single exon. Gene Ontology annotation, cellular component: mitochondrial large ribosomal subunit. NCBI's taxonomy places the organism in Eukaryota, Fungi, Ascomycota, Saccharomycetes, Saccharomycetales, Saccharomycetaceae. Gene Ontology annotation, molecular function: structural constituent of ribosome. Bases 1 to 609 code for a protein of 202 amino acids.
AUGAUUAGAUUUAUAAGAGGGUUUUCUGGGACUUCCUGUUCGCCAGCAGCCAAGGAUCUUUCUAAGGCAAUAGAAAAGUCCGGUUCUAUACAUCAUUUACAUGGUACACCAACAAUUUACAACAAGACCUCAUCAGCUUCGAACUAUAAGGGCUAUAUGAAGGCUAAAAUUCCACCUGGCACAUACUUCACACCUGCGCCAUCAUCAUCAACUGGCUCAAAUAAUAGUGAAACAAUCCCGAAGAGUUUUCUUCCCAAGAACGACAUAAGAAGGCAGUUUGUGGAUAGAUUAAGAUCUAAGGAUGCUUCUAUAUCGAAGAAUGCUCCACCGUUGCAAGUAAAGGGUGAGAAAAGUUAUCAUUUGUCACCUCAGGAGAUCAGGGAAAUUAUUAGAUUGCGGAAUGAAGAUCCAGACAAAUACACUAGGAAAGUUCUAGCCAAGAAAUUUAAUGUUAGCCCGUUGUUCAUUUCAAUAGUAUCAGAUGCACCUGCAGAAAGGAAGGCCGAAAUGGACAAAAGGCUAGCAAGCAUAAAGUUGAAGUGGCAUCCAGGCAGAAAGGUAGCUAGAGAAGACAGAAAAAAGAGAAAAGAACUUUGGUAUAGGGCCUAG